Molecule: messenger RNA, 3564 nt
Organism: Scylla paramamosain (green mud crab)
Lineage: Eukaryota; Metazoa; Arthropoda; Malacostraca; Decapoda; Portunidae
Product: clotting factor G beta subunit-like
Exons: 10
Coding region: 862-1698 (278 amino acids)
Biological process (GO): proteolysis
Molecular function (GO): serine-type endopeptidase activity
Source: RefSeq, a predicted model, not a curated record
ACACACACAAAGAAGAAUUCAGGUUUUCAAGUGUAAAGUGGAGAGGCGAGGGCAGUGGUGAGCGGACAGGCGGCACGGCGGGAUGGAAGGGUCCCUCGUCCUCACCUUGUGCUCCCUGGCACUGGUGUUCACCGCCGCCACAGGUAUGAAAGCGUGCUAUUAUGUUAUAACACUGGGAGAAUGUUCUCUUCAUCUGUAGUGGUAAAAAACUGUCCAAAAUGUCAUGUCAUCUCGUGCACACACAUCUUCCUUCCUGAUAGAUGCGAGUCGCAUUGUGUUUCCUGUUAGUGUGACUCUGCAGGAAAGGGACACCUGCACCUUGCACUCAGGUGCGCCAGGCAGGUGUGCGGACAUACGUGACUGUGACUACACUGACGUGAAUUUUCGCCACAACCCGCCAGUCAGGUGCGGCUUUAACGGCAUAUAUCCAGUCGUCUGCUGCCCCAGUGCCUCGGUUAAUACUUUAGAAAAGUUCUCCAAAAGAGAGAAAAAAAAAAGUUGAAAAGGUUUAAAGAUAUGAAGUGAAGAGGAGAGCGCAGUAGUGAGCGGACAAGCAGCAGGACGGGAUGGAAGGGUCCCUCGUCCUCUCUUUGUGCUCCCUGGCGGUGGUGUUCACCGCUGUCACAGAUGCAAGUCGCAUUGUGUUUCCUGUUAGUGUGACUCUGCAGGAAGGGGACAUCUGCAUCUUGCACUCAGGUGCGUCAGGCAGGUGUGCGGACAUACGUGACUGUGACUACACUGACGUGAACUUUCGCCGCAACCCGCCCGUCAGGUGCGGCUUCAAGGGCAUAUAUCCUGUCGUCUGCUGUCCCAGUGCCUCGGGCGAAGGUCGCCAGCCCAUCACAGACAUAGCACCGCCUAAUGUCACAUUCGACUACAAAAAGCGGGAAUAAUUACUAUCCGAUAAUAGGACAUCACUUGACAAGAAAAGUUGGCUUUUCGACAUCGGGAUUUGGAAUGGGUCACGUCGGGUUUAAGGAAGCAAUACCGCACGCAUGGUCUUGGAUGGCGCUUGUUGGGAGACGAGAAGGCGACAAUAAUAAAUGGUUCUGUGGAGGAGCGUUGAUCAACGAGCAGUGGGUCCUGACUGCCCUUCACUGCUUAUUCGAGAGUCCAGACGUGGUACGUCUUGGUGAACACGACUACCAAGACACAAACGACGGGGCACCUCACCAAGACUUUGACGUGGCGGAGACGGUUAUGUACCCUGGAUAUGCUAACCCUGAGGGCUACCAUGACCUGGCCCUGCUUAGGCUGUCUUCGAGGGUGCACAUACAGAAAUUCUUCAUUCCUGUCUGUCUCCCGUGGGGAGUGGAGAGGGAGGUGGACAUCACGGGACAAACAGCGACGCUCACUGGUGGCCCACCAACCACCUUCCUGCAACAAGUGAAAGUGACGGUGUUCACGUCAGACAAGUGUGACACUAGCUACUCCAUCUUGCCCAAGUACAACACCAGUUGGCCCCAGGGCAUCGGAGAGGAGACCCUGUGUGCCGGAGAUGUUGAGGGAGGGAAGGACGCUUGCCAGGGUGAUUCCGGCGGACCCCUGGUGACUAAAGAUGUCGGAGGAAGCUUCGUGUUGGCGGGCAUCGUGGUGCAAGGUAACGGCUGUGGUAACAAAGACUUCCCAGGACUGUACGCCAAUAUGCGCUACCCGCCCUCGCCCUACCUCGUCUGGAUCAAGAAUGUUGCCUUCUAAGUUUUUUUAAAUGAUUUAAAUUGACAACCAAACAAACCAAACAAGGCUUGUGGGUACCUUUCAUUACUUCUAUUAUUUUACUGUAUGGUGCUGUAUGGAAAUGUUCAUCUUUGUGUUUUUUUUCUUUUUAAUUUCAAUCUUGAAAUGUAUUGUUUAUCGUGUGUUUAAACUCAUUUGUAGGUUCGCUCUUCAGAACCUAAAAAAAAUAAAACAGCAUUCCAGCACACCGGAUAACCCUCAAAAUGUUAAUAUUUUGAAUAAAUUGAUGUCCAGUGACAAGAAGGAAUCACCAAGAGAAACACCACAUACACAGAGGAAAAAGGUUAGUAGGAACGACGAGACCAAAUAUUUUACAGAUAAAAGAAACAGGAACGGAUUUGACACCAACAUCAAGAGCAUAAAUUCACAUGCCGUGGAUGAUGAAAAUGGAAUUACGGAGGAUUUCAAUGCCAACUUUGUUAGUCUUUAUAUCAACACUUGAAGUAGCUAGUAAGAUAUCCAAAGACAAAAAAUAAGGAAAGCUCUGUAAAGCCACCAUAGAUGUCAUGAAGCAAUAUAGUAGAAUAAAUCUCUAAAGAAGGAAAUUUGAACUUGGUGAAGAGAAAGAACUACAUGUAAGACAUGUAUUGACAUUACCUCCCACCCCCCCCCAAAAAAAAAAGUACAAAUAUGGAAAAUUGAAACAAGUGUGUCAUUUAUCAUAGACAGAAAACAUCUUUGAGAGAACCAUGAACGUUCAACUACUGAUGUUAUAUAAAGGUACAGGAAUUUAUCUUCUAUUUGACUUUGGUCUGUCCUGAAUGGCCGGGAAAAACGUAACAAUACUGAUUCACAAGGAUGCCCAUCAAAAAAGAUAACAUGAAAAAAGAAAUUAUUGAGCAAUAUAUUUAAUAUCUGCAGUAUACAAGCUUUCAUAAAAUUGAUGUGAAAUAUGACAAGUGUAACGCUUGACUAAAAUGGUUUUGAUUUGAUUAAUGAGCCUUGGCUACAUCCAUGUCAUUAAAAAAGCUGUGGAAAAAUCUUUACAGAGAAGGAAGCAUUACAAAUGGCUCUCUUAGACCAUGGGCCUGCCUUCGUAAAGAUGCUGGAAGAAAUCAACCAGACUAGUCAUGUCAAUAGAUAAGGUAAAUAACGUCAGAAAAAAGAUUAAUAAAAACGUGCCUGACUAGGUUAUAGAUGAGUAUGUUUUUAACGAUUUCGAAUAGGGGAAAAAAGAAGAAAUGAAAGUAUGUUGAGAAAAUUUGAAUUAUCUUUCAUUGCAUAUGAUAUUGGUUAGGUGAAUGAAUUUGCAAACAUAAUGUAAUGAUAUCUAGGCAAAGGAUGAAAUCAUAAAAGUUACAUGUGUGUGUGUGUGUGUGUGUGUGUGUGUGUGUGUGUGUGUGUGUGUGUGUGUGUGUGUGUGUGUGUGUGUGUGUGUGUGUGAGUACUAAGACUCCACAGAAUCUUUAGGUUAUAAGGCAGGUGUACGGGCGAAGUAGCGAAUAAUUUCUUCUGUGUUCAUCAUUCGUUACGCAAGUUGUUUGUAAGAUUAAGGAAGCGAUUGAGCUCCUAAGAAACAAUGGGGAACCAAUUUCAACACCGACAAAUUAACUCUUAUUUAUCUUAUUAUUUUUUUUUUUCACCAUGGAGAGCUCCUAUUGGUAGGAAGAAAACAAUACACAAACUAUGUCAUCCAUAAACACAUUAAUAUAGUCUGUUAAUAUAUUUGGGGAUAAUAUAGUCUAUGUAUUGUUUCCUUUCUUCCAAAUGAAGCCCUCCACGGUAAAAGUGGUAUGUGUGUGUGUGUGUGUGUGUGUGUGUGUGUGUGUGUGUGUGUGUGUGUGUUCAUAUCGUCUAGAUAGUUCCAAUGAUUGCAAGCUAAGUCGC